AUUUAAUUAUCCAAUUGUAAAAUAUAUGUUCAUGCAAAAAUAUUUAACAUUUGAAAAUAAUAAUUAAAAUAAAAGGAAUUAAAUAACGUUGAAAUUAAAUAUAAAUAAAAAAUAUGGUAAGACUUUAUUUUAGUGUCGUAGUUACAUGUUACUACAUGUACUUACUAUAGUAAUAACAGUAAAUUAUGCAUAAUUACAAGUAACUAACCCUAAACCAAACCCUAACCCUAACUGUAACUCUAUAGUAAGUACAUGUCAUUAAUUAGUAGUACUCACUACUUAUUUAAGUAAUUACAAUGUAACUACGGCACUUUUUAAGUAAUGAUAAAUGUUAUUGAAUGCUUAAAAUAGUAUAAUAAAGUAAUUUAAACUACUAUAUAUGCAGAUAUCGAAAGCUAAGAUGAGUAGAACAUUGUUUGCAGACAGUAUGAAGGGAGCUACAGUGAAAUAUACAGUGUCUACAUUUACUCUCAGAAUUUAAUGCGAUACAUCUCUCUUGAAACACACGGCACACAUAAACUCAGUUCGGUGUCUGUGCGAGUGUGCGAUUCUCAGAAGGCCGGUGUUCAGUAGGUGAUUAUGUUCUGGAGAGCAGUUAUCAGUGUGCUUAGGCUGAUGAGAGGCCUCCUGUCCCGUGCGAGAUAAUAGAGCUCUGGGUCCCUCUGAUGCCUCUUUUGCCAUAGAUAACAGCACAUACACACAUUUACAACGUCAAACCUCGCUGCUGAGUUGCCUUUGUUGAAAGCAACUGCACUGACUCAUUUGAAUGGGAACACAUCAUUUUCCUAUGCAGUUUUUUGCUUGUGAGAACAAUCAAACAGGGUAAGGUCGCUCAAAUGAGUGGUUAAGUAAACACAAGCAGAUCAGUAAUGUCAGUAAGGUCUUGAAAUCCAACUCUGUUGGUCUGUUGUGAGCCUGAUUAUUCCUGCGUCUUGAGUCUGCAAGGUGAAUUAGAGCACAGCCUGUGUGAAAGAAUCAGACAGAAUAUAUAAAAAAUGUCCUUGGGUUAAUAUCUACCUGAUUGCAGGCUUGUGUUUAGCCUAAUUUAUUACUCAAAAAAGACAUCUUCACAGGUGGCAUCUUAUAAAGUUGGUUGAGAGAAUUCCUACAGUUUGCACAGCUAUGAUCUAAGCAAGAGUGGCUACUUUGUGGAAACUAAAAUAUAAGAGAGUUUUGGUUUUAUUAACAUAUUUUGAUCACUAUGAAAAUACUUCCAUUUGUGUUAUUUCAUGUUUUUUCAUGACUUUACUGUUAUUCUAAAAUGAGGAAUAUACAAAUAAUAAAUAAUAUGUAGAUGUUUACAAACCUUCCUCUGGAACAUUGUAUAUUAUUAUAUAUAAUAUUUUAGAAAUUUUUCAGCAGGAUUCUCAUAAACGUAAUUUCCCUAAAAGUAGUUUCAGGAUAAUUGCAUUUUUACAGAAGUAGCUUUAUGAUCGCAACAAAUGACUAAAUGACUGAUUAUUUUUAGAGUAUCACUGGGUUAUGUGUCAUGUGUUGAGUGAUCAGAUCAUUACCUUAUUAUUAUGGCAAACAAAUUUACAAUGUAGAAAUAACCUAUAAAUGUAAUCAAGAGGGUUAUUAUGAAAGUGCUUGUUGAUUGUGAAAGCUUCAUAUGAAUUGCUUGAUUUGACGAAAAGAUAUUAUUUCAUGGUCUUUAUGAGAUGGUUUAAAGGGGACCUAAAAUGCCCCUUUUACAAGAUGUAAUACAAGUCUCUGGUGUCCUCAGAAUGUGUCUGUGUAAUUUCAGCUCAAAAUACCCCACAGAUCAUUUAUAAUAGCUAUUUGGGUGUAAGCAAAAACACGCCAUUUUUGUGUGUCCCUUUAAAUGCAAAUGAGCUGCUGCUUCCGGCCCCCUAUCCAAAAGAGGGCGGAGCUUUAACAGCUCGCGCUUCGGUUGCUCAACAACAACAAAGCUGGAGAAUCUCAUGCAGCCAAAACAACGAUUGUCAGUAACAGUGUUCAGCCUUACAUUGUUCAAACCGAAGUCGGACACAGAUGGAGAGACUCAGGAAGAAGUUACAACUUUUAGAAUGAAACUGGAUGUUUCUGAAUGCUUUGAUCAUCAUCAAGCUGCAUUUUAAUGCUGCUGAACACUCUGUUCCAGCGGCUCCGACCCUGACCCAGACAGCCGUCAGAGGCUCAUCUGUGGAGUUGAUUUGUCAGGCUCCACUGGGUCAUGGUGGACUUGUAUUUAAACUUUUUAAAAUUCGCCAGCUGGUGGACACCGUAGAGCAUUCAACAGAAAAACAAAGUGCUCUCUUUAUGCUUAGGGGAAAAGAUACAGAGAAAGAGAAUCUGUAUUGCUGUCAGUAUGAAAACAGCAUGUACAGUUCCUACAUGCAGCCAGAGCCAAAUGACGUAGUUUCUGUCAGUCCCCCACCAUCCCCUCACUUGAAGGUCGAGCCCUCUGGUGGGAAUGUAAUGCCUGGUGAGACACUGUCAUUCCACUGUCAGGCUCCACCUGACCAUCAGAAACACCCCCCAAAGGCUUUCCUCCUGCUCCGGAGAGCCAUAGGAACCCCAGGCUCCAUGGUCGCCCCAGCCAAGCUGGUGUCUCAGUCCCAGGAAGCUCACUUCAGUGUGAAGACAAUUGGACGGGAGGACAGUGGGGAGUAUGUCUGCCUCUACCAACUCAAAUUACCAAACACGGGACAAUUGAACUCCACAGCCAGUCAGCCGGUACAUAUUAAUGUCAUAGAGCUCCCAGUCCCCACUCUGUCUUUAUCUCAACACGAGGGUGAAUUUCUGGAGUGUGUGGGGUCACCCUCAUAUCUACAAGGCUUCUUCUCUUUAUUUCGUGUGGGUGUCCUGUCACCUGAGGCGACCCAUCAGGCUUCCCUGACCCAAUACAGUGCUAGAUUUCCCAUACCCACUUAUUAUGAACAUGGUGCACAGUAUCAGUGUCAGUACAGCAUGCCACUGGGCAACUCUCGUGCAUACUCUAAAAUGAGCACGCCAGUACCUCUCCCAUGCAUUACAGGAUAUCACUCAUGCACACAGGCCUCUACAGGCAGCACAGACAUAGCUCUUAUUGUUGGCUCUGUGUCUGCGGGUGUUCUGUUCCUCAUGGUGGUGUCACUCCUGGGCUUCAUGGUGCACAGACAUAUCAAAAACACAUCAGAAAGAAGGAGACAAAGAGAACAAGAAAAAUUCUGGCAAUGUGUUCACUCCAGAGAUCAUAUUGUUGACCUCACUCUGCAGCGUGUUGACAUUGGAUCUGAGGACAUUGGAGGGAUGCUUAGAGGAAGACCCACAGAGUCAGAGCCUAUCUAUGACAGUCCCAUGACAACCUUUCAAAACCCUUCAUUUUGCUGAUAUCUAUUUAUCUCUGUCUGUCUAUCUAGUCUGUCUACAUUGUAAAACAUUUUCAUCUGUUUCAACUUAAAAACUUAAAAGAUUAGUUCACUUUCAAAUGAAAAUUAGCCCAAGCUUUACUCACCCUCAAGCCAUCCUAGGUGUAUAUGACUUUCUUGUUUCUGACGAAAACAAUCGGAGAAAUAUUAAUAAAUAUCCUGACGCAUCCUAGCUUUAUAAUGGCAGUAUUCGUUACCAAACGAGUAUGAGCUGAAGAAAGUGUCUUCAUCCACAUCCAUCCAUCAUAAACAUAUUCCACACGGAUCCGGAGAGUUAAUAAAGGCCUUCUGAAGCGAAGCAAUGCGUUUGUGUAAAAACAUAUCCAUAUUUAACAAGUUAUGAAGUAGUAUAUCUAGCUUCCGCCAGACCGCCUUCCGCAUUCAAAUUACGGAAAAAACAGAACUGCCGUUGCGUCAAUUCCGUAAGUUAAGGCGUAGGACCUACAGCGUAAGCUUUUUGAAGAAUAAGAAAGCCUUCGCUUCAGAAAGCCUUUAUUAACUCUCCGGAGACGCGUGGAAUAUGUUUAUGAUGGAUGGAUGUGGAUGGAGACACUUUCUUCAGCUCAUACUCGUUUGGUAUACUGCCAUUAUAAAGCUCGGAUGCGUCAGGAUAUUUAUUAAUACUUCUCCGAUUGUCUUCGUCAGAAACAAGAAAGUCAUAUACACCUAGGAUGGCUUGAGGGUGGCUUGAGGUGAAAGUGAACUAAUCCUUUAAGUUUAGUUGCUGCCUUGCACUUUUAAGUUGAUUUAACUUAAAAUUUAAGUCAUUUUAACGCACUAUUUUAAGCUAGUAUUAUUUUGGCUAGUGCUGAACUGAUCUCUUUAAGUUAAUUUGACUUUUUUGCUUAUUAAACUUAUUACUUUUACAUUUAUAGCAAGGAUGCAUUAAAUUGAUCAAAACAUUUACAUUUCUUCAUACUUUUUAUAGCAAGGAUGCAUUAAAUUGAUCAAAAAUGACAGUAAACACAUUUGUAUAAUAUUACAGAUUUCUAUUUAAGAUUUUUUUUUUUAAGUUUUAAGAUUUCUAUUUAAAGUAAAUACUGUUCUAUUUCUAUUCACCAAAGAAUCCACCAUUUAUCUGUCUGUCUGUCUGUCAUUCAGAUACUACAUUUUGUUUGACAUACUCUGUAUACUGUGAUGUUUAUUUAAAGUUGAAACAUUUUAUAUUUUUAAAUAAUGUGUGAGUAAAUAAUUGUCUACUGUAGUUCUUUGUACUAUAUUUUUCACUGAGAUAUGAAUCGUUCUGUCAGCAGGGGGCUCUGGACAUCCAGAUAUAAUGUGAGAUUAAUGUUUCAGUGAAGCACUGUUAGUUUUGAGUGUUGGUCACUAAAUCUUUGUAAAUCAUUUUAUAGAUUCAAUCAUCUAAAGCCGAAAAGCUUUCAUUUGUGUUUCUUUUCACAGCAGAUGCUUAUUAAGAAUUUCUUACUAAUGUCAUUUAGUUGAAGUAGUGCCUUUUCAUUUCCUUUUUGCUGAUCAUGAAACCUAAAAAAGGAAACCUUUUAUUUGACAGUCAUGCCAGAACUACAUUCCUGUAAUCAAAUUAAACAUCUAUUGUACAAUACUAGUUUAAAACUACCAUUUAUGUCUUCACAUAGUCUAUCUGUACUGAAACUCUUUUGAUUAUCAAACCAUAAAGCAUUUACAGCUCUCUUCCAGUCAGAGGUGA
Ctenopharyngodon idella (grass carp) is the source of this 5019-nucleotide messenger RNA. RefSeq lists its product as uncharacterized. The record is from RefSeq and is a predicted model, not a curated record. The transcript is spliced from 11 exons. The coding region runs from base 2041 to 3315 and encodes 424 amino acids. NCBI's taxonomy places the organism in Eukaryota, Metazoa, Chordata, Actinopteri, Cypriniformes, Xenocyprididae.